Molecule: messenger RNA, 1467 nt
Organism: Triticum turgidum subsp. durum (durum wheat)
Lineage: Eukaryota; Viridiplantae; Streptophyta; Magnoliopsida; Poales; Poaceae
Source: the annotation of a GenBank genome assembly
AUGGGCGCCGCGCCGGGCCAGCCCCCCUCCCCGCCGCCGCCGGAGCGGACCGCGUCGCCGGAGCGGGGCGCCCUCCGCGACUGGAAGGCGGAGAUGAUGUCGGCGCUGGGGGAGUCGGUCUCCUUCGGCCGGUUCCUCUCCGAGCCGCUCGAGUGGGGCCGGUGGUCGGCCUUCGAGCACAACCGGUACCUCGAGGAGGCCGCGGGGCAGUCGCGCCCCGGAUCCGUCGCGCAGAAGAAGGCAUUCUUCGAGGAGCACUACGCCAGGAAGCGGAAGAGCGCCGAUGUCGACGAGGGCGAGGAUGUCGACGAGGGGCGCGAUGCUGAUGCGGACGGCGGCGAAGCCUGGUCGGCGGACUCCUCGUGCAUGACGGAUGAGCCCGCGGGAGAGGAGACCGGCGGCGUAGAUUCGGGUGCUCCGGAGGAUUGCGGCGCCGUUGUCGAUGCUGCCGUGCCGGGGGAAGCGCAUCAGGAGCUGAAGGCUGUUGCAGACGGCGUUGUCUCAUCGUGCCGCCUGGAUAGCACGGCUGAGCGGUCACACGAGCUGCGUGAUGUGCAGGUUGCUGAAGCGAGAAAAGGGCUGCAGUUGGAUGCUGGAUGUGUCGUGGCUGCUGUUGAUGCCGUUGAGAAGGAGCCGUUACAGGAGAGUUCGAUUGUCAAUCAAGGUAUAGCAGAUACUGUCGAGAAGAAGAGGCACCCGAUGUCGUCGCUAUUUCAGAAGCCUGCGGAAUUCAGUUCUCCCCCAUCAGGAAAGAAAGCGCCGUCUUCGUCAGCCAAAAGGCGGUCGACCCUGCGUCCAGCGAAGGAGAACAGCUCACCAUUUCCUAGUACUGACAGUAACAAGCAAGAAGAGACUUCAGUUGCUCAGAAAGGGUCGAUAUUGGGUACCAUGAACUUCAGGAGAUGUGAAAUAGGCGAUACUGCCUCGAGAUCAAGAAAUCUUGGUUCCACAAUUGCUUCGAGGAUUAGUCAGCUGGAGUCUGCAAGCAGGCCGGUGAAAGAUGUUCAUCCUAAGGUGAACAAACAGAGGCGGACAAGCAAGGGGUUCUGCAAAGGUAUUCCAGAAGCAGCUUCCACGGCAACUCAACAGCCUGAACAAAGGUAUCACUCAGAAUCCAAAAAGUCUCCAUAUGUCAGUGUGACGAGGGUCAAAGAAAUGUUGUUUGGUUCAACUUCGCCACCGACGCAUCCGGAAACCAAUAUAGCUAAAGAAAAUAUGGGAAAAGCCAACGAUGAACCUGAAUUGAAAGAAAUACAUCAGAGCGUCCGUUUCAAGGCCAGGUCACUGCCAAAUUUUUACUGGAGAAGUAAAGAAUCAAAGGAUUCAAGGCAGGGGGCACGAGAGACCCACCAAAAUCCGCCGAACAGCGAUCAUAGACUGAAUGAUGAUGCCAGUGACCCACACGGAAUGAGCAGAGGAGCCUCGAAGGACAAACAAAUAUGUUGCUUCCCACUUAUAAGGCGGUAG